Actinia tenebrosa (Australian red waratah sea anemone) is the source of this 726-nucleotide messenger RNA. RefSeq names its product thioredoxin. Lineage: Eukaryota; Metazoa; Cnidaria; Anthozoa; Actiniaria; Actiniidae. Gene Ontology annotation, molecular function: protein-disulfide reductase activity. The record is from RefSeq and is a predicted model, not a curated record.
UCCUUCUUAUUCAAUAUUUGCAUUUUGUCCUUCAAUUUUCACGAAAACAUCAGUCGCUUCUCCCAAAAAAUAUUCAAUACACGUAGUAGCUUAUCCUCGAAAAAUAUGAGAGAAAUCAAGAAUAGGAGUGACUUCGAUGGAUUUCUUAAACAACAGGAGCAUGGUAGACUCAUUGUCAUUGAGUUCUUUGCCGACUGGUGUGGACCCUGUCGACAAAUCGCUUCACAAUUCAAAAAAAUAGUUGAAGAAUUUUGUGAUGUUACGUUUGCUAAGGUGGAUGUCGAUGAAAAUGAGGACAUUGCUGAAGACGAAAAGAUUCUAGCGAUGCCGACUUUUGUGCUCUACAAGAAUGGGAAAAUGGUUGAAACUGUUGUUGGUGCCAACGACAAUAAACUGCGAGAAGCGAUCAUCCAGCAAAAGUAACGAACAACAAUAUAACUAGAUAUGAACAUAGAGUAAAUAUUAUUCAACGAUAGUAAAAGGACAUACAACGUUAACGACAUUUUCUUCAGCCAACUCGAUAUGAAUUUCAACCUACUUGUAAUUUAAUCUUUUUUUUUUUAAAUAUUGUAAAUAUUGUGCAACGAUAGUGGAACGACAUACAACGUUAACGACAGUUUCUUUUGUCUACUCGUCAUAACUUUAAACCUACUUGUUUAAUUUUUUUUUUUUUUAAUAUUGUAAAAACUUCUCAUCGUGAUUAAAGUAAACCAUGGUUCCCUUGUA